Molecule: messenger RNA, 1074 nt
Organism: Perca flavescens (yellow perch)
Lineage: Eukaryota; Metazoa; Chordata; Actinopteri; Perciformes; Percidae
Product: platelet glycoprotein Ib alpha chain-like
Exons: 3
Coding region: 124-1074 (316 amino acids)
Source: RefSeq, a predicted model, not a curated record
UACUAAAAAUGUAACAACCUUACAAAAUAGCAUGGUGAGAAAAUGUAAUGCUGUUACAUUCUUUUGAAGCUGCAGCAACGUGAAAUCUCGUCUCGUAGCUGCAGCAACGUGAGAUCUCGUAGCAUGCGAGACUCACCCCGUUCUGCCCUGAGAAAGGACCAUACCAGAAAGUUACAUAAAUUGAAAGCAGUGGGGUUCUACCCCCUGCUCCUGGUGGCGAAGCAGGGGAAGAAGAAGUUUAAGGCCCAGCUGCUCCACCUGGAAGAGCAGCCAUCCAGGGAGACGAUGAAGGCAUUUGCCACAAUUAAAGGGGUCUUCGAGACCUUCCUCAACUUGCCUAAGCCUGCUGCAUCCACCUAUCUUACACCUUACCCCAGCACUCCCACCCUGGCUCCCACUACCCUCACCCUACCUCCACCAACCCUCAUGACUCCCACCCUGAUUCCCCCAACCAUCACCACCCUGCCUCCCCCUGCAAUUUCUACUCUCACCCUGCCUUCCUCUGCCCUCAACCUGUCUCCCCUCACCACUCCCACCUUACAAACCCUCACCACUUCCAAUCUGCCUACCCUCACCACUCACAUCCUACCUCCUCCUACCCUCACCACUCACAUCCUACCUACUCCUACCCUCACCACUCCCACCCUACCUACCCUCACCACUCACAUCCUACCUACUCCUACCCUCACCACUCCCACCCUACCUACCCUCACCACUCACAUCCUACCUACUCCUACCCUCACCACUCCCACCCUACCUACCCUCACCACUCCCACCCUACCUCCUCCCCUUCUCACUCCCACCCUACCUCCUCCUACCCUUCUCACUCCCACCCUACCUCCUCCCCUUCUCACUCCCACCCUACCUACCCUCACCACUCCCACCCUACCUCCUCCCCUUCUCACUCCCACCCUACCUACCCUCACCACUCCCACCCUACCUCCUCCCCUUCUCACUCCCACCCUACCUACCCUCACCUUGCUACUCCCACCCUGCCAGCCACUGUCACCACUUUACCUGGAAAUUUUUGAUGGGAAUGUCCUUCGUGAAAGACAUAAAAAGGUUGGUAUCUGA